AUGUCCCUGAGCGACCACCCCAAGGCCUACGGGUCCGCCGCCCUCGCCGCCGCCUUCGCGGCCGGCAUCCUCGUCACGCUCGGCUUCAAGGACUUCUACCCGGACCUGGAGCAGUGGUACCAGAGCAACAAGGACAGCAGCAGGAGGAGGAGGAGGGCCGCCGCCGCCGGUCCGGGACGCCGGCGGAGCAGCUUCUUCUGGGGCGGUGGUGCCCCCGUGCAGCUCGAGGACCGCGAGGCGGAACAGGACCCAUCACCGACGGCGGCGGCACUCUCAACCUCGGGCAGGGGUGACGGCAGCGUCGUCGCGUCCGGCAUCGAAGCGUGCAUCGGCAACACGCCCCUCGUCGAGAUCCACUCCCUCUCCGCCGCCACGGGCCGCACCAUCCUCGCCAAGGCCGAGUUCCUCAACGGCGCCGGCAACAGCCCCAAGGACCGCGUCGCCCUGUCCAUGAUCGAGGAGGCCGAGCGCCGCGGGCUGCUGCGCCCGGGCCGCGGCGACACCAUCUACGAGGGCACCGUCGGCAGCACGGGCAUCUCGCUCGCCACCCUCGCCCGCGCCCGCGGCUACCGCGCCCACAUCUGCAUGCCCGACGACCAGGCCUUCGAGAAGUCGGACCUGCUGCACCACCUCGGCGCCGACGUCGAGCGCGUCCCCGUCGCCCCCAUCACGAGCCCCGGCCACUUCGUCAACCUGGCCCGCACCCGCGCCGCCGAGCACGAGCGCCGCGCCGCCGACGGCAGCAGGGGCUUCUUCGCCAACCAGUUCGAGUCCGAGGCCAACUGGCACGCGCACUUCUCCACCACGGGGCCGGAGAUCUGGGCGCAGACCGACGGCGGGCGGCUCGACGCGUUUGUCGCCGGCGCGGGCACCGGCGGCACCAUCUCGGGCGUCGCGCGCUACCUCAAGCUCGAGGCCAAGCUCGACGGGCUGCGCGUCGUGCUCGCCGACCCGCAGGGCAGCGGCCUCUACAACAAGAUCAGGCACGGCGUCAUGUACUCGUCGACGGAGCGCGAGGGCACCCGCCGGCGCCAGCAGGUCGACUCCAUCGUCGAGGGCAUCGGCAUCAACCGCGUCACCGAGAACCUCGAGGCCGGCAGGGACCUCAUCGACGACGCCGUCAAGGUCUCCGACGAGCAGGCCUGCCGCAUGGCCCGCUGGCUCGUCGAGAACGACGGCAUCUUUGUCGGCAGCAGCAGUUCCGUUAACUGCGUCGCCGCUGUCCAGGCCGCCAUGGCCCUGCCCGAGGGGAGCCGCGUCGUCACCAUCCUGUGCGACUCGGGCACCCGCCACCUGAGCAAGUUCUGGAAGCGCAUCAAGGAGAUGGGGCUCGAGGAGCAAGAGGCCACCAACCUGUUCCAGGAGCUGGGCAUCAGCCAGCCGUCGUCCCAAUAA
This is a messenger RNA of Purpureocillium lilacinum, 1395 nucleotides long. RefSeq names its product cysteine synthase 2. NCBI's taxonomy places the organism in Eukaryota, Fungi, Ascomycota, Sordariomycetes, Hypocreales, Ophiocordycipitaceae. Gene Ontology annotation, cellular component: cytoplasm. The record is from RefSeq and is a predicted model, not a curated record.